Messenger RNA from Loxodonta africana (African savanna elephant), 5143 nucleotides. RefSeq names its product spindle and kinetochore associated complex subunit 3 (gene SKA3). The record is from RefSeq and is a predicted model, not a curated record. Gene Ontology annotation, cellular component: kinetochore; outer kinetochore; spindle microtubule. The transcript has 9 exons. The coding region runs from base 150 to 1394 and encodes 414 amino acids. NCBI's taxonomy places the organism in Eukaryota, Metazoa, Chordata, Mammalia, Proboscidea, Elephantidae. Gene Ontology annotation, biological process: chromosome segregation; mitotic cell cycle.
ACGCGAGCCUCUAGCUCUCGCGAGAGAAUUUGUGCGUCUCCUCGGAAGUUUCCGGCGACGUGAGAUUCAAACUGGUGGCGGGCGGCGCGCCACGACCAGCAAGCUGUUCCGCUGCAUUUGUGCUUUGGGGCAGCUGCUCUGUCCUCACAAUGGAUCUCAUCCGGAGCUUCUACGGAAGACUGCGGUCUCUGGCCAUCACCCUGGACAGCGAGACCGCCCGGCUGCAGCGGGCGCUGAACCGAGAGGAGAACGACUUUGAAGAUUAUGCAGUGAAGAUUUUACAUGACCUGCAUUCAGAAGUCUGGACUCUAAAGGAUGAUGUUAAUAUUCUUCUUCAUAAAGCAAGCUUGGAAAGUCAAGAAAACACUGAUUUCAUAAAGGCAACCAAGGUACUGAUGAAAAGAAAUUCAGUGGAUAUUAUGAAAAUAAGAGAGUUUUUUCAGAAGUACGGAUAUAAUCCACGGGCCAAGGAAAAUUCAGUGGAUGAACAUGAAAUCAUUAACUCUAAACCAGAAUCGGCUAAAUGUGAACAUCUUCAAAAGCCUGAUAUGAAGGAGAAUCUGUUUGAUCUUACUGUUCCAAGCAGUUCUGUUUCUGAGAUACCACCACGUAGUCCACAACUUUCAGAUUUUGGACUUGAGCGGUACAUGAUACCCCAGACUCUGCCAAAUCAUCCACAAGAAGUAAAUAACUGUAAGGAAGAGCCAGCAAUUUUCUCUCCACCUACCAAACAGUCACCAACUACAGUACUGAAAACUCCAAAGUGUGCACUAAAGAUGGAUGAUUUUGAGUGUAUGACUCCUAAAUUAGAACACUUUGGUAUCUCUGAAUAUACGUAUUUAAAUGAAGAUUAUACAAUGGGGCUUAAAAAUGUGAAAAGUAAUAAAAGUGAAGAAACUAUAGAAACAGAACCAAUGACCAAUGAUACUAUCUUUGCCUCUCCUGGUCCCAUAAUCCAGCAGUUGAAAAAAAAUGAUGCUGACUAUACAAAUUCACCCUCGGCACCUACAUUCUGCACCCCUGGUUUGAAAAUUCCUUCUACAAAGAACAGUAUGGCUUUGGUACCCACAGAUUAUCCAUUACCAAAAACAAAGAGUUCACCAAAUGAUUUGGAAAGGAAAGAUUGUACUUCAUUAGUUUUAAAUUCAAGGGAAUGCUAUGACAAUCUUGCAGAUCCCUCUUCUCCUAAGAUUUCUUCUUAUGAGAAUCUGCUCAGAACACCUACACCUCCAGAAGUAACUACAAUUCCAGAAGAUAUUUUCCAGAUUUUGUCAAAAUACAAUUCAAACCUAGCUACUCCAGUAGCAGUUAAAGCAGUGCCACCCAGGAAAGUCUUUCUUACUAAACACAAAGGACAAAACAUUCAUGAUGUUUGCAACAAAGAAAACUGGUGAAAAUCCAAGGCCGCUUCCCCCUCGCUCCAGAAGCUUGCGUAGACUCUCUGCUGCUCAGUUUCUCCCAGCGUGACAAAACACGUCCUGAGCACCACUGCCUGCCUCAGCCUGUGUGCACCGAAAGAUCUAGCCUGCAGGGUGCCAGAUAAGUCAGGUCUGGCACCUCUUCACUGCUUCUGAACUGUCUCUCCCUCCCCCUGCCACUGAGUCCAACUCCUCAACUUUGUCUUUAGUAGACCAGGCUCCUAGAUAAUCAUAUAUAAUCAAUUCACUUGUUUUCUCGGGUCUUUGUUUUAAGAGGGACCACAGGAAGCACAUGACUAUUCUGCCAUCUUGGCCCCACCUUUAACUGCUAUUUAGGCCUCAGUCUCAAUGGUAAAAUGGCAACUAUACAGAACAAUAAUUGUAUGUAAUCUGAAGGUUACAUGCUCAAAUAAUUAUAAUAUGCUCCUAUUGGUUUUAUGGUAUUGCCUUCCCAAUUUCACAAAAAUCAAGUUUGGAAUUUGUGUUUGGAAUACAAUGUAAGCCAAGUUUAGCUCUUAUUUAAGAUUGACAGUAUUUGAGAGAAUUUUAAACCUAGCCAGUUUAAUAAUGUAAUAAACACAUGCACAAAACUGAUAAUCUGAAACAUCACCUGUGCCAAUGAUUAUGAUGGGUGUGUAACAGCUGCAGUAACUUUUUGUACAUAAAACCCAAAAGUUUAAUUAUAAACUUGCAUAUAAUCUUAAAUUUAAAAUGAACUAUUGGAGAUCUUGGUUAGUAAUUGAAAAUGCCAACUUAAUGCACACUGUGAGAAAACUGAAAAGAUGUAAGAAAUGCCAUAUGCUAUAACUCACAUUUUCCUAAGAGAAAAAUUCAACUCCCAAACACCUUAUGAGUAAGCGAGGAAGUCAGGGCAAAUACUAAGGAACUUAAGCACAGUGCCAUCCUGAUAACCGUUUCUAUUUUAUAUUUAAGGAUGCAAUUCAUUACUUACAAAGCCAUACUUACCAAAUCAAAAAUCAGUAUUAAAUACAAGUUUUUUGAUUCUUACCAUUACACACAAUAAUAAAAUCAGUAGGUAUUCUUUAAUAGUACUUUUGGUGGGAAAUUAAAACCUUUAAAAGAAAAAUUCCAUGUUGAAACUGAAGGGUAGAAUUUGGUAAAUCAGCCAAACUACUUUACACUAGUGGGAAAAUAAUCUGCAAUUAUAGGAAAUCCUCAUUUUAAGAGUUCACACCAUUGGAAAAAUUAGCUUACAAAGGUAUUUUAUUUAGUUCCUACCAUUUUAUAUUGAUCUGCAUUGUAAAUCACCACUUUUUUCCUACAAAUAGGAUGGUAAUCAUAGCUCCUCUUUAAAAAAUUAGGUUCAAAUUAAUUUUACAGCAUAUAGAAUGAAAGACUAUCUAAUCUGAAUGGAUAUAUAAUCUAAAGGUUUGGAAUAAACCUACAGGGUAGAAAAGGCACUAAAUCUAGAUUCCAAGCUUGUCUCUGCCAUUUGCUGGUUUAUUUUCCAGCAGUAAUACCAAUUCUACAGAUCAUCAGAUUUUAAAUGGCUACGUUUGUAUGCAUAAAACUAAUGCAAUUUUACAUUGAAAAUUAUUAUAUAUUUUCUUCUUGGAAUAUAAAUUUUCAGUUUUCUAUUUUAAGAGACUAAAGGUAGUUAGGCUAUGUUGAGGAAUUACUAUUAGAGUCUACCUACUACAUACUACCAUACUUCAAAACAAGAUGUAAUAGUCCAUAGAAGUUUAGUUCCAGUUUUAGCUAAAUUCCCAUUUAUGGCUAGUAGCUAAUAUUUGUUUCUUGUAUGUCAGCCCUUCACAAAUAUUUAACCUUCACAACAGUAUAGGCUAUUAUAUCCAUUUUACAAAUUUAUAAAAACCAAGUCAAGUAACUUGUCCAAGGUUGCAGAACCAAUGGUACAAUCAGAAUUUAAAUCUUUAGCCUCACUCAGUGGGGCUCUCAUAUAGUUAAUGUAAUCUCAAAUUUGAAAUACAUACCAGUCCUCGGCACAUAACAGAACAUGUGAAUAUCCCCUACUCUCUCAGCCUGACUUCAUCCCUGGCUCUUCUUCACUUGGUCUAACUAAGAUUAUUCUUUUAGUUCUCCCUCUAUUUUCACAUCUUUAACAUAAAUCUUUUCACCCCGACCCCUAAGUUCUAACCCUUGUUUCCUCUAUACUGAGUCCUGCCUUCAAGAUGCCCUGUUCUCCUCAUUUAAAACCAUAAAGGCCCUCACUGUGGGACCCACUGUUCUUCCAGCUUGCCUCAGCUCAUACUAGUACUUAAUUAACACAAUCCCAUGGUCUUCUUUUUCUUCCCUAUUUGGGCUUAAACACACCUUCCCAUCACUUAGCAUAAACCCCAAUUAUUUAUUAGGUUAAAUCCUAUUCCCAUUCUUCCAUUAACUUUCAGACUCAGGUUGAUUGCACACAUAUAUUUAACAAUGCAGUUUUACGCAAAAAGCUAAGAGCACUUUUCUUCAUAUUUUACAGAAGAGCUUGAAACAAUAUGGACUUUCUAUUAAUAUUCAUACCAUAACAGCCAAAUCUAACCUAAAUAGAUGCAUUACAAUUUGUUUAUAGAGUUUAAAGGCUUAAUGGCAAUAAUCAGGGAAGGUAAAGAGCAAGUUUAUUGUACAUAACUGUCUGGAAAAUACAUUCAAGAAGCAGUAAAUAAAAUUUAAUAUGGUCUCAUGCGCCCAGAAGGAGGUGGUGCCCGAUUUGGAGGAGUGAUCGCUAUAUCCAAAUAAUCUCCUAUUUGGAACUUCUGCGACUGCAGGGUCAUGGAAUCGUCAGUCCCCUUUCUGCCAGACAUGGUGCUGCCGAUCUCCUUUACUCUGGAUGAAAGGAGACCAACUGUUAACAGCUCAGAAUUCAAUAAGAUGUAACACCUACUUACAAAAUGAAUAAAGGAAGGGAUCUGCUCCAUCAUCUGUACAACACAGUUCAAAAACCUAAGUAUAUAUUAAGCAAAUCUCCUGCGAGAAACCUCUCGUAAGUGUUAAAAAGCAAAGAUGUCACCUUGAGGACUAAGGUGCGCCUAACCCAAGCCAUGUAUUUUCAAUCACCUCAUAUGCAUGGGAAAGCUGGACAAUGAAUAAGGAAGACCAAAGAAGAAUCAAUACAUUUGAAUUAUGGUAUUGGUAAAGAAUACCGAAUAUGCCAUGGACUGCCAGAAGAACGAACAAAUCUGUCUUGGAAGAUAUACAGCCAAAAUGCUCCUCAGAAGCGAGGAUGGCGAGACUUUGUCUCACUUUGGACAUGUCAUCAGGACGGACCAGUCCCUGGAGAAGGAUAUCAUAUUUGGUAAAGUAAAAGAGGAAGACAAAAUAGACUGACACAGCGGCUGCAAAAAUGAGCACAAACAUACCAACGAUUGUGAAAACGGCACAGGACCAGGCAAUGUUUCAUUCUGUUGUACACAGGGUCGCUGUGAGUCAGAACUGAUUCAGUCACACCUAACAACAACAUAUUAAACUAAACCAGAUAUUAAGAUUAAGCUAUAUUCUCCCUACUGAACAGAUUCAUUAAAGGGGUUGCCCCUACCAGUUAAAACAUACCCAAAACAAAAAGAGAUGGAUAGAAAUUAAAUUAAAAGUUACCUACCGAUAGCCAGGUCUUUUAAGAUCUGUAAAAACAAUUGCAAAAUUGAAAUGUGUGCCCUUCUUUCUAGCUUCUGGGUAAACUUCUUUUACUAAACUAGUCAGUUCUUUCAAGGUUGCAUCCAUCCUGAAUUAAAAAAAAAAAAAGAUAUUUACAUCUGAUUAAU